AUGACAGCCGAGCGGGUGCCUGAUCUGCUUGUCCAGCCGUCUUCGUUCCAACAUCAAGCUUGGACGCUCAAGGGAUCGACAAACGUUUGGAGCUUGGUUCGGUGCAUUCGUCGCUCCUGGACGAAAACGUCCGACGCUCGCCUCCACCUUGCCUGCUUUUUGCAAGACAUCAGCGUCCAACCUGCCGAUGGUCUUGUGGCUGACGUACCGCCUCUCCAGUUUGUGUCUCUCCAGAACGUUGUUAAAGAUUACGUCUCCCUCAAACUUGCUCUUAAGUGCUCAAAGCUAUUCCAUAUACACUGCAUCGCUAUGAAGAAUCAAUGUUUCAUCGCGGCUGUUGCUGCGUUCGCAUCAUCAACCGUUCUUGCCGCCAGUAACGUCUGUACCAAGGAUGACUAUUCAUCAUUGUCAUGUCUGCAAGGCAACGAUGCGGCAGCGAGUGAGUGCUCGUCAAGAGUGCCCGCGUACACCACUACGAGGACGUUGACUGAUGCUUCGACGACCCUGUUCACAAUCUCAACCACGACCACGACCAGUAGCACGACACGAACGACCUUCGUCUCAACAACACCAGCCGCAAAGAAGACAGGAGCAACUGCUCGAAGACUCAAAGCAAGAGCAACAACAUGUGCCACAUCAGAAGCUCUGGAGAGUCUCUCGAGCAUGGGCGACGACGAGAUCGCAACAGCAUGCUCAUGUAUCGGCGACCAAGCUGCGACGAACACAGCAACAACGACCAUUACCACCCAAACCGCCGUUGAGUCCUUCACCCAAACUCUGAGCACCACCAGAACCGCAACCAUCACCCUUGCAGCACCCAGCUAUACCCACGUCUGGGGUCCUCAGGAAGGUUGCCAGGACACCACCGACCGAGACACUCUGCAACUCAGCAGCGACGUGACCGAGAAGAGCGACGCGCGACAGCUUUGCCAGGAUUGGUGUUCGCAGAAGAGUGUUUGCACUGGCCUUUACGUGCAAUACAUGUUCCCUGCGUAUGGCGUCACACCUUUCUGGCAAUGCUACGCGAAUGACCAUAAGUUUGAUGCAGACACCGAUCUUCUGUGCAACUUGACGACGAACAUCUGGGGCGAGGCGGAUGCUUACAAUGCUCUUGGAAGAGGUCAGCCAGCGUCGUAG
Messenger RNA from Zasmidium cellare ATCC 36951, 1137 nucleotides. RefSeq lists its product as uncharacterized. The transcript has 3 exons. The record is from RefSeq and is a predicted model, not a curated record. Lineage: Eukaryota; Fungi; Ascomycota; Dothideomycetes; Mycosphaerellales; Mycosphaerellaceae. The coding region runs from base 1 to 1137 and encodes 378 amino acids.